This is a messenger RNA of Aphidius gifuensis, 3124 nucleotides long. It is a transcript of the gene Sec15, whose product is annotated as exocyst complex component 6. The transcript has 5 exons. Gene Ontology annotation, biological process: exocytosis; intracellular protein transport; Golgi to plasma membrane transport. Bases 313 to 2664 code for a protein of 783 amino acids. The record is from RefSeq and is a predicted model, not a curated record. Gene Ontology annotation, cellular component: membrane; exocyst. Lineage: Eukaryota; Metazoa; Arthropoda; Insecta; Hymenoptera; Braconidae.
AUUUUUAAUUAUUUAUCUCUUAUAUUAAUAACAAUAAAAAUGCAAAAUCACGAAAUUUUGAUACAAGAAAUUGAGGGUAUUGAUGAUUACCUAGGCCCAACAUUCAGAGGGUGGUUAUUCAUAAAACUUGUUGAAUUACGCGGGGGUUGAAACAACCCUCUACGCAGAUGCAAAAAUUUAGCGCAUGUCAAGGGUUGAUAACAACAUUGAGUCAUCAAAUUUCAUUACAAUAACAUUAAUUUACAUUUAUUAUUAUUAUUUUAAUUAUUGAUAUAAUUAAUUGAUGGUGAUUUUAAAAAAGUAGUUUUAAUAAUGACAACAAAUGCAUUGAAUUUUUUGUCAUCAAUGAUAGCUCCAAAACAUGAACAUUUACUUAUUGAACUUGAAUCAAAUGAUACAAGCAGUAUUGGUCUUGUUAUCAGAGCAAUUUAUGAUGGACAUGAGCAUGAAAAAUUUAUGGAAAAAUUAGAUGAACGUGUUAAAAGUCAUGAUAAAGAUAUUGAACGUAUGUGUAAUCAUCAUUAUCAAGGUUUUAUUGAUUCAAUUAGAGAAUUAUUACAAGUUAGAACACAAGUACAACAAUUAAAUACAGAAAUAUUAGAACUUGAUAGUAGAAUAAGUACAUCAACAAGAAAAGUUAUUGAAAAAGGUGAAGAACUUGUUAAAUCACGUAAAGUUGAAACAAAUAUUGCUGCAGCAAUGGAUAGUUUAACAACAUGUUUACCAGUAUUAGCAGCAUAUGCAAAAUUACAAAGACAAUUAAAAGAUAAACGUUAUUAUCCAGCACUAAAAACACUUGAACAAUUAGAAAAUAAUGAUAUUCCAAAAGUUAAAAAUUAUAGAUUUUCAUCACAAAUAACAGAUAAAAUACCAUUAUUACGUGAAAAUAUAAAAGAUGCAUCAAUGACUGAUUUACGUGAUUUUCUUGAAAAUAUUAGAAAAUAUUCACCAAAAAUUGGACAAGUUGCAAUGCAACAUAGUGCUGAACAACUUGUUAAUGAAGCUGAAAUAAUUGGUAAAAAAAAAAAAAAAAAUUUACAAAAAAAAUUAACAAUUAAUGAAGGUGAAGAAGAAUUAAGUGCCCAAGAUUUAAUGGAUUUUAGUCCAGUUUAUAGAUGUAUGCAUAUUUAUACUGUACUAAAAGAAUGUGAUACAUUUAAAUUAUAUUAUCAGAUACAACGUCAACAACAAGCUCGUCUUGUACUUCAACCACCAAUAAAUAUGCAUGAAAAUAUAAGUGAUUAUCAAUCAUAUUUAUAUGGUAUUGUUGGUUUUUUUGUUGUUGAAGAUCAUAUAUUAAAUACUGGUAAUGGUUUAAUAACACGUUCAUACAUUGAUGAGCUAUGGUCAAUGGCAUUAUCGAAAAUAAUAAGUUCAUUGAGAACACACUCAGCCUAUUGUACAGAUGCAACAUUAAUACUUAAAAUUAAAAAUUUAAUUAUGUUAUUUAAUACAACCUUGAGGAAUUAUGGUUAUUCUGUUGGACAAUUGUGGGAUUUAUUACAAGAAAUAAGAGUACAUUAUAAUGAAGUAUUAAUGCAACAUUGGGUACAAUUAUUUCGUGAUAUACUUGAUGAAGAUAAUUUUUUACCAAUACAAGUUACAACACAAGAUGAAUAUAAUAAUAUUAUACAAUCAUUUCCAUAUCAUGAUGAUAAUGAUGAUGUUGAAAAAUUAAUAUUUCCAAAAAAAUUUCCAUUUUCAAUGAUGGUACCAAAAGUUUAUCAUCAAGUUAAAGAAUUUAUAUAUGCUUGUUUAAAAUUUUCUGAAGAUUUAAAUUUAACACAAACUGAAAUUGAUGAAAUGAUUACAAAAUCAACUAAUUUAUUAUUAACAAGAACAUUUAGUGGUUGUUUAUCAUCAUUAUUUCGUAAACCAUCAUUGGCAUUACUUCAAGUUGUACAAAUUAUUAUUGAUACUGGUUAUUUAGAAAAAUCAACUAAAUAUCUUGAAGAAUUUGUAUCAAAUAUAACUGGAACACCUCAUGAAGGACAGCUAAGUUGUGCUGGUGUUAAAUCAACAAUGUUUAGAGUUGCUAGAGAUGAUGCUGAAAAACAAAUAUGUGAUAAACUUGAACGUAAAUUAGAUGAAUUUAUUGAACUUGAAAAUUAUGAUUGGAAUUUAGCUGAACCACAAGGUCAUGCAUCAGGUUUUAUAACUGAUCUUAUUGCAUUUCUUCAAAGUACAUUAACAUGUUUUACAAAUUUACCAGAAGAAGUUGCACAAGUUGCAUGUAAAUCAGCAUGUUCACAUAUUGCUAAAGCAAUAUUAGAUAUAUUAAUUUGUGAUGAUUUAAAACAAAUAUCAAUGGGUGCAUUACAACAAAUUAAUCUUGAUACAAUACAAUGUGAACAAUUUGCUGCAUCUGAACCAGUUGCUGGACUACAAGAGGGUGUAUUAUUACAAUAUUUUUUACAAUUACGACAAUUAUUAGAUCUUUUUAUGAGCUGGGAUUGGCCAACUUAUUUUCAUGAUUAUGGACAUGAAUCAAGCAAGUAUAAUUUAGUUACACCAAACAUGGCUGUGCUGUUACUUGAAAAAUUACGUGAAUCAGAUAAAAAAACUGUAUUUUCAGUAUUAAAAAAAAGCGAAAGAGAUAAGAAAAAAUUACUUGAAACUGUGCUUAAACAAUUACGACAACUGGCACAAACAACCCAACAAUAAAUAUAAAAAAUUACCUAUAUUUUUAAAUUGAGAUUACCUAAUUAAACAUUAAAGAAAAACAUAAAUUACAAGCUAAUUUUCAUCUAAAAUUUAUAUAUAUUUGUUAUAAAUAAUUUUAAUUUUUUUUUCAACUUUAUUUUUUACUCUUUGACGAUUUUUUUUUUUGUUUUUAAAUUAAACUGAAAAAAAAAUCAUUAUAUAAUUAAAAUAACAUUUUUUUCUUUAAAUAUAUUUGUUAUUUUAAUAUUAAAUAAUAAUAAAUAAUUUAAAUUAUCAAGAUUAAUGUAUUUUUUUUUUAUUUUCACCUUUUAUAUUGACAAAUUUUUAAUUAAUGUUUUCACUGAUAUUUCAUUUCAAACUGUACAUUUUUUUUUUUUUUUUUUUCGAUAACAUUAUAAACUCUUUUUCCAAAAAAAAAAAAAUAAAUAAAAAUAAAAAUUGUUUACAUAUUUAUUUGGAA